AUGACAAACGAUAACGACGGUUGGAGGACUAAAAUGGAGCCACCGCCAAGAGGGUUACGGCCAGUGGGCAAUAGCACACUUCCGCAAAGGUUGGGGGCAGCUAGUUCAAGGGGCCCAAGAGGACAGGUAGCUUUGAAGCCUGGUCGUUCGCCAUUGGAUUGGGCCCGGCUGAGAAAUUCUGGGGAAAACCUCCGAGGGGUCUCGUUUCCGGGCCCUUUACGAGUUUCAUCUGAAGAAUUGGCAAAGCAUAAAUCGAAAGAUGAUGCGUGGACAGUUUUGGGCGGGAAAGUGUACAAUAUUACCCCCUACAUGGAGUACCAUCCUGGAGGGGAGAGCGAGCUUCUUAGAUGUGCCGGACGAGACGGCACUAAGCUAUUUCAGCUCACUCAUGCAUGGGUAAAUUAUGAGGUUAUGCUAGACAAGUGUUUGGUUGGGUUUUAUGUGCCCCAUUAG
Wickerhamiella sorbophila is the source of this 453-nucleotide messenger RNA. Its product is annotated as Cytochrome b5 reductase 4. The record is from RefSeq and is a predicted model, not a curated record. Bases 1 to 453 code for a protein of 150 amino acids. NCBI's taxonomy places the organism in Eukaryota, Fungi, Ascomycota, Dipodascomycetes, Dipodascales, Trichomonascaceae. The transcript has a single exon. Gene Ontology annotation, molecular function: heme binding.